This is a messenger RNA of Carassius gibelio (silver crucian carp), 1064 nucleotides long. RefSeq lists its product as uncharacterized. The record is from RefSeq and is a predicted model, not a curated record. The transcript has 2 exons. Bases 61 to 609 code for a protein of 182 amino acids. NCBI's taxonomy places the organism in Eukaryota, Metazoa, Chordata, Actinopteri, Cypriniformes, Cyprinidae.
AAUCAAGCAGCAUUUAUGAUUAUCCUGCAAUAAAAGCAGAUUUCUCUGGAGGUUCUCAGGAUGUGUCCGUGCUGUGGCUCGUAUCUGACGUGUGCAGACGUGUGGAGAGAGAUCGGGACAGAAGAGGAGGAUCAGAGCACAGUCAGGAUGGACAUCGAGCUCUUAGAAGAGCAAUACAGCUCCAUCAGAGAGAAACAGAGACGACAGACUCAGGUCAUCUGCUUCAAGAACGCACAAAACAAUGAAGAGAUAAGUGGCAUGAAUCUAGUGGACGUGGUUCCUUUAACAAAAGCAGCAGAAACUCUGUCUGAGUCUGACAGCGGUGUGUGGCGCUCACAUCUGGAGCUGCACCGCAUUAAACACACGCCUGAAGAAACCGAGCACAGAAAUAAUCACAGGGCAGCGUCUACAGAAGCCUCCAGCUCCAGCUCCGAGUCAGGCUCGAACCCUGGGGAACACCAUCAGAAGAUCUCCAGGAAGUUCUCAGCUCCAGCGGUUCUGAGUUAUCGCUCCACACCCGCAGGCUCCAGAUAUUACCCCUUCCCUCAGAGGAAAAGCCUGAGCAGAUCAGAGACGGCCAGGAGACUGGGACUCUACGCCUCGCUCUAAUGAGGAAAUAUGAGCCAACAACCAGGAAACACAAUCCUAAACAAACCUUCCUCCAGAAUACUUCUUCAAAGUCAUCUGCUGUUUAAUAAAGUUCUCCAAACAGAAGCACAAACAUAUUAUUCAUGAAACACUGUAGCGGGACGUUAACGUUUUUGAAAUGUUACUAGUUGUUUCAGAACGUUCGAAAGUAACGUUUUCAUAACAUUAGAAAAACAUUCUGAGAACAUAACAGAAAUUUAGAUUUUUAGUUUUGAAAUGUUUCUGAAAAGCUUUCUUGCCAUGAUCAGAAUGUUUUUUAUAGGUUACAAAAACAUUUUUACAAUGUUCUAUAAGGUAAUAAGAACGUUCCAUAAGCAUUAUUUUAAAACUGUUUUGUUCUGACAUUCAUAUCACUUAAAAAAUAUAUAUAAUAAUUAAAUAUGAACAUUAGCUAAAUGUUCAUAGAAAAAAAAAUC